Molecule: messenger RNA, 822 nt
Organism: Eruca vesicaria subsp. sativa (arugula)
Lineage: Eukaryota; Viridiplantae; Streptophyta; Magnoliopsida; Brassicales; Brassicaceae
Source: the annotation of a GenBank genome assembly
AUGUCUGAGCAACAAACUACGUCCGCUGAGAAUCAAAGUAGCAGCAGUACACCCGUUUCCCUGACUCUGUUGGAUCAAGAUGUUCUCGAAUUCCCUAUUUGCUGUGAGCCCCUGAAGAUUCCUAUAUUUCAGUGUGAAAAUGGCCAUCUAGCUUGUUCUCAUUGCUGCGAAAAAGUGAAGAAGAUUUGCCCGUCAUGUAAAUCACCGAAGGGGUACAAUCGUUGCAGAGCCAUGGAGAGAGUCAUUGAAGCAUGUAGAGUGCCAUGGCCAAAUGCCAAAUACUGGUGUAAAGAAAAUACCUCGUUUGGAAAUCGCUCAAGCCAUGAGAAGCAGUGUCUCUUCGCCCCUUGUUUCUGCCCCGUGCCUUUGAAUGACUGCAACUAUGUUGGCUCAGACAAGAAUCUCCGCAACCACAUUCGUUCUAAACACAAGGACCACGUGAUACCGAUUGUGUUGGAUACUCCUUUAACACUUGUCAUGGGCUCGAGCGAGAAGAUUGGCGCCUGUUUUCAAGAAAAGAAAUAUGGGGAGCUGUUUGUAGUUCAAGCUUUUCGCAAAUCGUAUGGUUUGGCUGUCAGCGUGAACUGCAUUGCACCAUUGGCACAUGGGCUCGGAAGAUUCUCUUGCUGUAUGGAUGUGAAAGCUGAACCUAAUAUCAAACUAAAGCAGGUAUUCAUGGUUAAGGAAGUCCAGAAAGUGAGUCAUGAAGAGCCCAAGGAUAGUUUUAUGUUGAUUCCCUCGCAUAUGUUAAUGCUUACUGACUGGAGCUUUGCUAUUGAUAUUUGUUUCAGCCGUGGCAUGGCCAGUUUUAUUCCUGCUUGA